Symbiodinium necroappetens is the source of this 737-nucleotide messenger RNA. NCBI's taxonomy places the organism in Eukaryota, Dinophyceae, Suessiales, Symbiodiniaceae. The record is from the annotation of a GenBank genome assembly.
GUCGACGAGACGGAGGCUAUGCCGGGCGACCCGGAUGGCCAGACGGUCUAUGUCAACAAGAUCGGACCUUCGGCCUCUCCUGGACAAGCUAUUGGUGGACCCGGAUCGCGGCCUGCGGACUACGGGCCGGCAGGCCAGGCCUACUGCCACCCGCCCUGGGCCACGAGGGGCGGCUUUCGAGUGGAAUGGCUGGGCCUCCAGACGGAGUACCCGCGCUACCGGCUUGGGCGGAUUGGCUGGUGGCCUGGACUGGAUCGCGCCGGAUCGAGGCGAAGGACCUGGGCAUGCUGGGCCUUCGGUAAGGGCGGCGCGAAGAAGACUAUAGCAGCCCUGGAGCUACUGGCUACCCUUGUGGCCGUCAAACUAUGGGUUGUCCACCAGAGCAAGAGACAGACUUCGAGGGUGGCGGUCCGAGGAUACACGGACAACAAGUCGAGCGAAGCCCUGAUCUUGAAGGCUAUGACCACCAAGUACCCCUCGGGCCUGGUGCUGAUGGAGCUAGCAGAGGAGCUAGCCGCCAAGGACUGUGAGCUGCAGCUAACCUGGAUUCGUCGAGAGAUGAACCAGCUAGCUGACGACCUCACGAAUGAGGAUUUCAAGCAUUUCGAUAGGGAUUUUCGGAUCCCCCUGAAAGGGGAAGAGCUAGAGUGGCGCAUCCUGGACAAGCUCCUGGACCACUGGGCUAAGUUUUUCGCCGAGGUUUCGGGAAAGAAACGGAAGGAGCUAUGGGAAGGCAG